AGAAUUUGUAUACUUUAGUCCCCUGAAGUACACAUUAAGCCUUUGGAUUUAGGGAUAUUGAAGUUGUAAAAUAUUAAUUGGAGGGUUUUUCUUUUUUUGAGUUGAAUUGAGGCUAGUUAGGAGCUUAAGCGUGGGCACUUGAUAUCUUGUUGUAACCACUUCACCAAACUGAAGUAACUGCUUUGCCAAUUGGGAGAAUGUGUACACAUACCACUGCCCACUAAUUGAUUUAAAGCUCUGUCCUUGUCCUCCCCAAUCAAACAUCAAAUUCCAAAACCCUAAAAUCUGAAAAAAAUAAAAAUAAAGGACCUCGUUAUGAAAUGGAAUGGUGGCUGAAGCUUGUUAGAUAUAAUCUGAAUCAUGGGUGGAAAUGCAAAGAUCAAUUGCAGAAUUAUGUCUUAUCUGAGUGGCAAGACAGUGAAGAACAAAACCAUAAUAGUUGGUCUAAAAUCUGAUAACUGCAGCCGAGAAAUGCUGCUCCAGUUACUCUGCCUGCUUGUCAAGCCGGGUGACAAUGUUUUAGCCGUACAUGUCCAACAAAUGAAUGAUGCUUUCGAUCCCAACACUUUCCACAUCCAUGAAGAUCUCUGUAAAUCCAAACAGGUUGAUUUUCUUGUUAAAAUCUGUACUGGAAACUCCUACAUCUCGGUGUUAUCUCAUCAAGUUCGAGAACAUUAUGCUACAAUCCUUGCAAUUGGAUGCAACAUUUCAGGGCCAAAGGAUUUGGCUGUAAGCACUUGUCUUAAAAGUUUGCCUCCCACAUGCACCCUUUUGGUGAUGGACGGUGCUGGGAGAAUUGUAAUCCGACAGCAGGGAACUUCCCAGCAAGGUUCUGCAGGUGUACCUUUUCAACCUUGUUUAUCAUCUUCCCAGGCAAACUCUGUGGUUGAUCAAUCGACAAGCUCCCGUCAGUUACAAAAGUCGUUGACGGUACCAUUGUCUUCAGCAUCACCGUCAACGUGUCGAAUUGAUAGCGAAGGACAUUACAUUCUCAAGAAGAAAGUUCCUGAACAUCAGUUUAAAAAGUCAUUCACUAUGCCAUCUUCUUCUGCAUCAUCGUCAUCCACAUGGCAAACCAGUGGUGGAGGCCAGCAGAAUCUGAAGAAAAAUGUGAAUGUGACGAGGAGGUUUUGCAGAGUGGCAUCCCAAGAAGCAGUGUGGUCCUGCAGACGGUUUAGACUGGAAGAGCUCAGUGUUGCCACGGAUAAUUUCAGCCCCACCAUGGUGAUUGGGAAGGGAGGAAAUGCUAUGGUGUAUCAAGCUAAUCUCGAGGAUGGUCAUGCUGCAGCUGUGAAAGUACUCAAAACCACACGUUGGUCUGCAAAGGAUCUUCUUCGAGAAGUAGAGACAUUAUCCAGCAUAAAUCAUGAGAACAUAGUUGAGAUAAUUGGGUACUGUGAUAGCAAAGAAUUGCAUGCAAUUGUUUAUAAUCUUCUAAAUGGAAGCUUGAAACAAUGUUUAAAACAACUCAAGUGGGCUGAGAGGAUGACUAUUGCAAUUGGUGUAGCCAAGGCCCUGGACUACCUUCACCAUUCUUGUGACCCUCCCAUCAUUCAUAGAAAUGUGAAUCCAUCUAACAUUCUUCUCUCUGAUAAUUGGCAACCGCAACUCUCGGGUUUUGGAGCAGCUGUAGUGCAUAAUCAAUCUUAUCAAGUCUCGGCAAACACAAAGCCAAUUGACAUUGUUAGGACAUUUGGAUACUUGGCACCAGAAUACAUGGUGUGUGGAAAGAUUGAUGAAAAGAUAGAUGUUUAUUCCUAUGGGGUUGUGCUACUGGAACUUAUUACAGGGAAAGACGCUAUUCAAAGCAACCAGAGAAACCAUGAAAGCUUGGUGCUUUGGGCAAGAUCUUUACUACGGUUUGGCCUAUGUGAGCAUCUAGUUGAUCCUUUCUUGAACCAAAAUUACAAGAAGGAAGAGAUGGAAGUAAUGAUGUUUAUAGCACGCCUUUGCCUCAUGCAUUCAUCUUCCCAAAGGCCAACAAUGAAGAUGAUACUAAGGUUAUUUGAGGACUCAGAGUACUGGCUAGAGAUGCAAAGGGAGAAAGAUCAACUCCUAAAUGGACUUGGUUCCAUAGGUGAAACAGAUAUGUUGAGACGAUACGGGUUAUCAAGUGUUGGAACCAUGGCAUUGGACGAUACCUAGAUAAGUCAUAAAAAUUUCCUAUCUUUUUCCGAACUAAACUGGAUCUGCUCAUGCAAAAUAGAUGACCAUCCAACCAAAUUUGAUCUCUUCUAACCUAUGCGGCCUGUAAAUAUAUAUCAAUUAUAGGCCAGAAUGAGCUAAUUUUCUACAGCUUUCUCGCCCAUGUCUAUGACAUCAUAUAUGCAGCAAUGUAAAACCUAUUCUAUUUUGCUAUCUAUUCUGGCUUCCAGCUUUGUGCUGUAACAUCUUUUAUUCCUUAGAAUCUGUUUCUUUAUAUCCAUAAAUUCCAGUUGGAAAUCCUGGUUAUAAGAUUACAUUGGCAACCUGCCUAUUUUCUAGA
Messenger RNA from Gossypium arboreum, 2485 nucleotides. Its product is annotated as PTI1-like tyrosine-protein kinase 2. The transcript has 6 exons. Gene Ontology annotation, molecular function: protein kinase activity; ATP binding. NCBI's taxonomy places the organism in Eukaryota, Viridiplantae, Streptophyta, Magnoliopsida, Malvales, Malvaceae. Gene Ontology annotation, biological process: protein phosphorylation. The record is from RefSeq and is a predicted model, not a curated record. The coding region runs from base 361 to 2145 and encodes 594 amino acids.